CAGUGUUUUCAGUUACCUUCUGUCAAUCGUUUGAGAUGUGUGUGCUUUUGCGUGAAAGUGAAGAGAAAUAGAGAAAAGAAAACUCUCUGUGUAGAUAUCCGCAGACUGCUGCUGACUGGUUCAGUCAGUCGUUUUUAUUUGAUAAAACAAAAUAACUCUAGUUUUUGUUGUGUGUGGUGAGUGAAGAACAAAAGGUUCUAAAUUAGAAAGCAUUGUCGCAGUCGGAUUGCAUCCGGUUGCAGUGGACUGAGAAGACUGAGAUUCCGAGAUUUGUUGAACUUUUCUGUAGUAUCAGAACUUAUCGCGGCUGGAAUAGGUAUAUGUUCGGUGCCAGUGCCAGCCGAAUUCGCGUUGACGGUGGGAAGGAAAAAUCAAUCACACGGUGGGGGAGCUUUUUCCGCAGAAAAGAUAACACAAAGUGAGCUUAGUUCUUCGUUUUCUGGUUGUUUUCGAAGGAGUUUGUGACCGUGGGAAUGGAAGCUGUCGGGUGAAACGUAUGUGUGUGUGUGUUCGUGGGGAGGCUAGAUAACGGAAGGAUGGUCAAAGUUGUUUGCGGCAGUGCCAAGAGUUCUCGAGAGUGGCAACAGCAUCCUAGUAAGGAGCAUUAUUCAGACGCAGAAGUUAGCCAGCGCAGCUCGCAUUGCUGCAGGUGUAGAAUUUGCAUACUGAAGAGUGCUUCUGUUGUACGUGUUGAAGAAGAAGAAGAGUCAAGAUAAAAAAGGGCUAUAUGUUUAUAUAAGCGCUCGGUUUUCUUUCUGAUAAUGUUUUGAAUGAGAAUCGAAAGUUGUGUCCUGUUUAGUCAACUGUGCUAAAUGAAGAGCGAGGUAACUUGUGAGGUUCAACGUUCGGUCGAAGCUGCAGCAAGUUUAACAGUCUCAUCUGUUGAGAAUCCAAUUAGACUGCUGACGGUGUGCUGUGUUCACCGGAAUUCUUACCUGUGGAAGUAAGAAUGAGCUGAAGAAAGGUGGAGAUCCAUCGCCAACAAGCCAACGAACGCACACUACCCUGGCGAGUGCCGAAGACUUCACAGCAACACACAAUUACUCAACGAAACAGAAUCUAUAGCGCCAAUGAGGUGAGGAGGAGGAUAGCCACGCCACGAUAGUGCGGAGAAGUAAAGGUGGAGGAGGUCGGUGAGCAACAGCAGCAGCAGUAAACCUGACGUUGUCAUUCUCAGCAAGAGCAAGAAGAUAUAAUUUCGGUGUUGCGCCGUCUGAGGUUCUUGAUAGUCAAGCUGCGACCCCUGCCGAAGACGAUAACUCUCGUUCGUCGGACACAGGUUUACAGAUACGACGUUUGAAAAAGUUUAAAACAGAGCUUGGUACUAAUGGCAAAAAUCGGCAAAAUUUGGGAAAGGUGACAGCGCGCGCACCCUUUGUCUGUCUGUCACAGUGCCGUGAAUGUUUGUUGUUUUGAUUAAGUGGAAGGAAAUGUGUAAAUAGAACAAAAGGGUCGGUGAUAACAUUUGCGUGUUCGGUGGAUCACCCACGUGUACUGUAGUGAAUCCGUCAGAAUGGCUCUCGACGAGGUGUUAUACCACACAUUAAAUUCACAUUUUUAGCAGCUAAGAGAAAAAGUUGCAACAGCAUAGCUACUAACGGAAAGCAAAAACACGCAAAAUAACCGGCGGAAUCAAUUAGCUUGAGCGGUAAUAAUCCACUUUGUUGUUUGCAGUAGUAGUAGUAGUAGUAGUAGUAGUAUGUGUGUAUGUUUUGAUGGCACUGAGUAGCUGCUGGUAUAGCGAGUUGUGAAAGAGAGAAGAGUGUUGCGCACACACGUGGUUUCAAGAAAGAGAAAAAAGCAAGAAAGAGUGCCAAAAGUGAAUCGAUAAAUCGUCACAGAACCCGUUGAGUGAAUGAAGUGAGGUCCAUCCGGAACCAAACGCGAGAGUGGUGAAUAAGUUAAACCUCAGGCCCAAGGUGAAUAUUUUCCGACAUCACAACAAAAGCUAAGCUGACAACGAUGAAUCCAUACGCUGAGCAUAACGUUAUCCGAGCGCCAUCUUUGAAGCGCGGAAAGAACGACGAGGGACUUAAUAAUCGGAUAAAGCUGAAGAAGAUUCUCGGGCUGACAGUAUGCAGCAAUGCGGGACUGGACGUUUCCUCGACAACAGGUGUCCUCGCCUAUCCGGCUGGCUGCACCGUGGUGCUGUUCAACUCGAAAAAACUCACCCAGUCCUUCCUGCUGAACACCGCUAAGAAGGCCAUCACAGCAGUAGCAUACUCACAGUGCGGUCGCUAUCUCGCCACCGGCGAGUGCGGUCACAACCCGUCCAUCAAGGUGUGGGAGCUGGACGUCAAUGGGAACGCCAGUUACGAGAAUGGGGCCGCCGGCAGUAUCGUGGCGGAAUUCUCGGGCCACAAGUACGCGGUCAGCUGCGUGGCCUUCUCGCCCACCGGAAAGUAUCUGGUGUCGGUGGGCUCACAGCACGACAACAUCGUGAACGUGUUCGAUUGGAAGGCUAAUCUGAAGAUUGCCUCGAACAAGGUGAGCGCCAAAGUGGUUGCCGUGAGCUUCAGCGAGGAUGGGAACUAUUUCGUGACGGUGGGGAACCGACACGUGAAAUACUGGUAUCUGGAGGGUAGUCGCAAAUACAAGGAACCCAUCCCGCUGAUGGGCCGAAGUGCGAUUCUGGGGGAGCUGCGAAACAAUGACUUCUGUGCGGUUUCCUGUGGAAAGGGCGAGAUGGCGGACAGUACGUACGCGAUUACCCGGAACGGACAUUUGGUGGAGUUCAACGCACGGCGUCUGCUGGACAAGUGGGUCAUGUGUCGGACGAAUGUAGCCAACUGCAUGGUCACCAGUACAAAGUAUAUCUUAGUGGGAUGUGCGGAAGCCAUCGUUAGAGUAUUCAAUGCGGAAACCUUAGAGUACAUCACAACCCUCCCGCGGACACAUUUCCUUGGCGUGGAUGUGGCCCAGGGCAUUCACAUCAAUCACAUGAUGGCCGCGCCACAACACGCCAAGUAUCCGGACACAAUCGCCAUCGUGUAUGACGAGAACCGAUCCAAGGUCACGUGUGUGUACAACGAUCACAGUCUGUACAUCUGGGAUCUGCGGGAUAUCCGGAGGGUUGGCAAGAGCCACUCGUUCCUGUACCACUCCGCCUGCAUCUGGGGGGUGGAAACUGUGCCAUUUAGUUAUCUGAAGCACAACAUAUCAGAUACGCUGCCAUCGGAUAGCUUUCUGACGUGUUCGUCGGACGACACGAUCCGGGUGUGGGAUAUCGACAAUUGUGAGAGCAACGAGCUGUACCGGAAGAACAUUUACAGUAAGGAAUUGAUGAAGGUGAUUUAUAUUGACGAGGAAUUGAACUUUAUCAAGGAUAUGGACAAUCCGAUUCACAAUACGGAGAAGAAUUCCAGCUACGAUGGAAGGAACGGGGUGCGGUGCAUCAAGAUUGAUCCAGACAAUAGCCAGCUCGCCACAGGCGAUAGGAGCGGCAAUAUACGGAUUUACAAUCUCAGUAAUCUUAAAUUGAUAACAACGAUCGAAGCGCACGAUUCGGAAGUGCUGUGUUUGGAGUAUACAAAUGAAAAAAUUGAACGAAAGUUGUUGGCCAGUGCCAGCAGGGACCGGCUGAUCCAUAUUUUCGAUUGUAAAGCAGGUUAUAGGAUACUGCAGACCUUGGAUGAUCACUCCAGUAGCAUCACAUCGGUACGGUUCAUCGGCACGGGCAAGCAGUUCCAAAUGGUGUCCUGUGGAGCCGACAAAUCCAUUAUCUUCCGGAACUUCCAGAACAAUGUGUUUCUACGCGGGAAUAACUGUUCUGGCAAAAAUACUCUAUACGACAUGGAGGUGGACAGUAACUAUAAGCACAUUCUGACGGCGUGUCAAGACCGGAACAUCCGGGUUUACAGUACUCAAAAUGCAAAACACACCAAAACCUUUAAAGGGUCCCAUUCGGACGACGGCAGCCUAAUUAAGGUUAGUCUCGAUCUUAGUGGAAUUUACAUAGCAACCUCCUGCACGGAUAAAACGCUCAGCGUUUAUGACUACUAUUCGAACGAGUGCAUGGCACGAAUGUAUGGACAUAGUGAGCUGGUAACUGGACUGAAGUUCACCAACGACUGCAAACAUCUGAUAUCUGCCAGCGGAGACGGGUGUGUUUUCAUCUGGCAGGUACCACACGACAUGAUCGUGACCAUGCAGGCUAGACUCUCGCAACAAGCUCUGCGGUCGGGACAUCAACCAAUCCCCCGGCCUGUCUCCAGCUCAUUUGCCGAUGCCAUCAUGGAUCAUCACCAACCAAACAACGAACAGUUCGGUUCACCGCCGAACAAUUUGUUCAUCGAGGAUGCUCCCGUCACGCCUGGUUACCGAUUCUCGGAUGUCGGUCAGCUUCCUCAAUGGGCUAAGCGCAAACCUUCCGAAGAGCAGUCCAAUUCUCCGGUCCUCGGUAGCAGCCCUAGUCAAAGCCAAACAUUUGGUGGUCCCCCAAAACCUCGUGGACGGUGGGGCCAGAAAGGACAAUUCGAUGAAGCGCUAGAUCUGCGGAACAUAGUGGACAGCCCAAUGAACACAACCUACAGCGCGGAAAAAGCCUCUCUGCACCACGCCAACAAUAACAACACCCCCACAUCGGGUUACAACAGCGGAAGUUCCAAAGACGUGUACAGCAAUGCGUACUUGAGCGAGGACAGUUCCAUCGACAGUGGCCGGGAGAACCGGAGAGAUAUCACAUUUCUGCAUAAGAAAAUUUCCGAAACCAAAGCGAUGAAUUCGCUCAACUCGGAAUCCAACACGGAACACGACGGAGACGUGGAGGACAUUUCGGACGGGGAACGGACCAGUUCGGAGCACGGCAUGGUUUACUACCCAACGGUGGCACCUUCCACGCCAACGGACUUCAAAAUCAACGAAAUCGACGUGAACGAAUUGCGCAAAUCGAUUCGACGACAAAAGCUCGAAAAGCAGGGCCUGAGCAUAGCUGCCCAGCUCCAGAUGCAGAGUGCUGCUUCUACCGGAACCGGAACCGGCACUUCUGACGAUGAGGAUGAAGGAUCGACGCCAAGCGGGGACAACGCGGACCGAUCGCUGGCAUCCACCCUGGGGGGAAGCUCCGAAAGUAUACCUCAGCAGACGUCCUCUACCUUCCUGCAGGCGGCACUGGAUGGACCGGCCGGUGUUUCCGACAAGGAGCGAGUUCCCUCGAGCCGCAAAAGCAUUAGUGCGAUGCACAAUAAUGACUCAAAAAUUACCACCAGCAUCUCCAAGUCAUACGCAAACAACAAAAAGGAGGAACUGAUGAAGGUCAUCAAUGAGGCCAAAGCAAAGUUGGAAAAUGGGAUUCUAAUUCAUAGUAAGCGUGACGUAAAAUAUUCAUUAAGUCUAGCUCAUUCUAAGGUUGGAUACCGGUCCGGUCUGCGCGCUAGUCAAAGUAUAUCCGAUCUUAGCCAUGCGAUGGGUAGUGGUGGCCCCGGGAGUGGCAAUCGAAUGCAGCGGAUAGGUGAUAGUUCCUAUUCUUAUCGUGACUACCCUCCUGUACCUCCUCCCCCUGCAACUACCGGUGGUAUUUGUAAUUAUCUCAACUGCGCCGCGCCCAGAUCUCGUUUAGCUCAGAAUUGUGCUAUGAUGAAUCAAAUCCAGCAGGAACUUCCACCCUAUCCAAAAAAUCUCGGGAUAUACGGGAAACCCAAUAAGUUCGAGAGUGAGGGGGAAGCUCCUGUGGUGCGUCCGGACAAGCUGGAGUUACCGGAGCUUCCGCCGGUUCCGGCGGAUAAGCUACGGAAGCAUCCCGGCAUUCUGAAGAACUAUAAAUCCUGUCCUGUGUCACCUGUUCACGAGGAGCAGGAAUGGAGUCUUGUUCCUAAUGCGGAUGAUACUGGAAAACUAGAGCCAGAGGGAGGUCCUUCUCACCGAACACAUCAUCAUCACCCAGCGCGCCACUCGAUGUACUACGAGGACGCCAAAACGAUCUUGGACAUGAUUCACUCGGACACGGAACGGAUGAUCAAAGAGAUCACCAGCAAAUACGGUGACCUGGAUGACCUGGACGCAAGUAAACCCAAAUCGGUGGAACCUCAGCCAUCAAUUUGCUCGAACGAUCGCAACACCCCCAAACCGCUAGAAGUAGUUAACAAAACGCUCGAAGGACUGAAGACCACUGCUCGGAAGGAGAAGCACGAGCACAGCUUUCUGUCCGAGGACGAUCCCAAUUUUAGCUCCGACUCACUAGAAGACUGUAGUUUAGACUUAGACAUAGGUAAGACUGAUCAGGGUAGGAGCAAGCGUAACCUUUGUGCCAAACACCAGAAACCGUCGCAACCGAUCGAUUCACUGCCAAAGAGAUCUGCUUCGGACUAUUCCAUGUAUUUGUACGAUAGCUUCCAGCCGGGCCCGUAUCGGAACGUUUCCCUGUCCGACAUUCUGGACGAGGACAAACGAAGUGCCGAUAACCGGUUCCUGGAGACGCAACGCCAUUCCAGUGCCAGUUUCUUCCUCGGGCAGCAAUAUCCCGACCGGAAGAGCCAAGAGAGCAUCCUCUCGGAUGACUUUGGUAGCGGUGGCGUGAGCUACUGCAACAGUAUGGAAAGUAUCCUAUCGGAUGAUUCCGAGUGUAAGAGCGCACCGCUGGAGGUGCUGUUCGGACGCAUCAAGCGUGACCGCAACUGUAGUGCAAACUACGAGUACAAGAUCGAAGCCAACUGUAACUCUAAGUCCUACGGAUCGAGUCCGAAUGCAUGUAGUGGGUUCGACUACUACAUGCAGAAUAACUAUUUCAACCGGGAUGCCCCGGAAAGCUAUGCGGUCGAUAACUUGGACGCUCCCUACAGAAUCGCUGAGGCUCGCUCACCUCAGCACAAACGCGUCAGUGUGCCCGGAAUGCCAACCUCUAUCAGCUAUCCUCGAUUCAUAUCAAAUUCCGCCCUUGCUGAAGCUGCUAGCACGGAAGAUCAUGUGAGCAACGAAGAAGACUUCAUUCCUUCGCUCACAGCGAAGGUCGCGCAAUACGGCGGAGCAACCGUAAAAAGCCUCAGUAAGGACUUCGCCAACCAACGGAAACAGAUGAACUCCAAUCCUCUUUAUAACUGCGAAGGCAACGAACUGUUCCUGCGGAAGACCGUCAACGCUACCAACCAGAUCACCCGAUCCGAUAUUUUCGGCAAUGAAUCGUCGGUGUACGUUAUGAAGAAGUCGUGCAGCUUCGAAAUUGAGAUGGGUGGACGACGAAUCGGUCGUAAUUCGAAGAAAUUCGAGCAGAACCUGCAACGGUUCGAGCAGGAACGACAGCAGCAAUCGGACCGCUAUCAGUUCGGUGGAACGAUGGAGAUGGACUAUGUGCCGCACAAACCACCGGUUGCGCAUCGACGAUCGGCCAGUAUGAAGGGUCGGGGCAGGGUGCGUUCGAAGGAGAAAUUUAACACCAUCAUCGGGCAGAUGUCGGCGUCCACCUACGAGGAUAACAGACUGCGAGAUUUCGUGAACAAAGACUACAUGUCGAAGGAGGUGAUGAGCGUUGCGAGCUGCUCGAAGGUUCGCCCAAAAGAUGCGGACGACGAGAAGUCCUUUGAGAUUUAUGUUGCCGAGAAGGGGGUGUGCGAAGACGACAACAUGGACAGCUUGGAACUGCUGGCGAAGCCGGAUCUGCACAAGCAGAAUUCUGUGGAUUCGUUGGAUGACACUGCGCAGCAUUCACAGCAACAACCCCCGAUCAAGGAUCGAACCGAGCUGGAAAAGCUGAUAGAUUUUGGGCUGAUGUCCGCGACGGAGUACAAUAGAUUUCUGGAUAUUGAGAAAAAAAUUGAUAUCAUAAAUAAGCUGGUGGAGAUGGAAGAGCGCAAACUGGAGCAGGAACGCGUUGCCAAAGCGAACCGGAUGAAGCCGUUUGAGUGCAACUCCCGGCAGAAGGGGUACGUGAAGAGUUUGACGGAGAAUUUUGACAAGCUGGCGAAAGACGCCCAGGAAGAGUUGGAGAACGAAAAAAGUUGGCACCUGGCGGUACAGGCCAAGAUGAAGAGGAACUUCAGUCUGCCGGAUGUGCUGGAGGGGGCAAAGUUUCAGUCGUUCAGUUUUGGAGACUCGGAGGAUUUGUUCAAACAGAAGGAUGAAGAUGAGCUGUCGGAGAAAGAUGAGCACUCGCUGGGCUAUAUGGACGGUGAAGGCGGUAAUCCCCGAAGCUUAAUAUCUGCGCAAGAUAGUGAUGAAUCAUCGAUUAGACGUGCUUGCUCGCUUAGUGAUUUGAGUAUGGGAAAAGCCACUAGCUACAAACCAGUGCCCAGUGCUCGUGUUACCGUCCAACAGCGGAGCGCUCCCAAACGAAGCACCUCUUCGGUGGGCAAGGGUGGUGCAUCGCUAUCUUCCGGUAUGGGACUUCGAAGCGUUUCUGUAGGCACGUUGAACCAGGCGAGUGACUCGGAACCAGAGCCGCCAUCGACCCGAGGGGGGCUCUUGAAACCGACCAUCAGUUCACAGAACAAAGUCAACGGUACAACUACCACCAAUAAUGGUGGCAAAUACGUCAAUCCCCGCAGCGCAGCCGGAAUCAUCAAUCGACGGAAGGGAUUACAGAGUGCGUACAGCAGUGUAAACAUCGCAUCGGCCGCUCAGGACGAGUCCAGUUCGGAGGAAUCGCCUACUAGCACGGUAAGCACGGUACCGGCUAAGCCCGCUGUACCACCUCGACCUCGAAGCAUCGCCGCAAUGGAACAUAAGCGGAUAGUAAACGUUGGCGGCGGACUGAACGCGAAGAAAGUCCACAGCACCAACAUGGAGAUGGAGAGUAUGAUCAAGGAUGGCGACUUAGACAAUGCUGACUUGACCAACCAACUCUGCUCGAACAUCAUCAACCAGUUGGUUCAAACGACCAGUUCGGUAAUACAGCUGCACCAGCGAUUGAAGUCCAACGAUGAAUCGGGCGGUGGCAGCGGCAGGAACAACUCGCUCAUGAUCAAGGAGCUGGAAAACGCAGUUAUCAUGACACAGAACAUGCUGACAAAGGUUACCAAUAGGAACAUUGGAGGGGACAGCAUAAACCUUAACAACAGCACCAGCAUGUACGAAAAGUGCAACGAUAUUCUAAAUCAGGUGCAGAAGCACGUGAACAACAGCGGCUGACGGCAGCAGCUAACGGCUUUCGGCGAGUACUAUUAAGUACUAAUGAAAUUGUAACUAUAAUUCUUUCAACCGUUUCGUAGAUUUAAUAUGUAUAGGCAAGAACAUUACCGAUAACGAGUAGUGUAAAAUAUGUAAGUGUUUCUCUUCGUGAGUCGAUUGCGGUGUUUUGUAGAGGCGAGAAUGUGCGUGAGUGCGUGCGAUCAUUGUAUUCAGCAAACUAAUUCAACAAUUAGAUUUUAAAUAUAGGAGCAAAUCUUUGAAUAGGGUUCAGCUUUAACGCAGAAACGUAUUGUUUGUGUGUGGAUAGAUUGGCGUGAGUGUGGUCCCUGUUGCUAUUUGCUGGAAUUGUGAGGAUAUGAACAGAGAACAAUAAAUUAAACAGCAGACAUUAGAUGUGCUUAAAUGAAAUACGACGGUGUGUGUGUGUGGAUGUAUGAUAAAUGUCAAUCAUUAGUUGGAAAAUCAACAAUGUUUCGUCCAGUUUAGUUGAUAGUUAUUUUUACGAAGCUAUUUAAUAGGAAAGACAGUGCGAAAGUUUAAGUUGGUUCCUCCCUUACUGUUGAGAGGAUCCUUUUUGAUGGAGGAAAACGCCAUAUUUAGAUUUGCUAGUUGAAAAUGUAACCUUUUUUCCAUUAUUGUCAGUUAUGAAAUGAGAAUAGUGAUAGGAUAAUCGUUUUAGCACCUUCAGCUUUUCAAAUUAAAUUAUUAACCACUUUGGUAGAGAAAGACAUUCUGUCCAUCGAAAAGAAUGCGUUCGGCAAUAGCGGAACUAGUUAAGCUGUGCGUUCUAGAUUCAAUCGUUAUGUUGUCGUUAUCUAUUAUUUAGACAAUUUGCUUACGCUGUCUUUAACGUCUUGUAACAACAGCUUCCCCUAUAACCAGCCAAAGGUGGAAACCUACGUAAUUUCUUGAACAAAAGUAAUCACUACAGGUUAGGUCCUUCCUUCUGCCAACAUGUCCCGUUAAGAUUUUAAAGCAAAAAAAUAAAAGGAAAACUGGGUGUACAGUAUAUUCUAAUCACCAGUAACUUGUCUAACAUUUUCCAUCAAUUCAAAUGGUAACAUAUGGAAUAACUACUAAAUAAUUAUUAAAUCAUAUUGAUUUAUCCUACUAAUUGUAAGGUUUUAAGACACAUAGAAGAAACCCUUUUUGCGAUACUCGAGCAUUUUCUCCAUUUCUUACUCGUGUUACGUUCGAAAUUAAAUUCUGUAGAUGCCAACAAAAAAAAAUAUCAUACGAAGUAAAUUUAAAGUGAAGACAACAACAUUUACGUGGACACAGUCCCUAUUCGUGACCCAUCUCCGAGUGUGGCAAAUCAAAAGAAGUAACCUCAAUUUGGAAAAAAAAAUAAACAUUAAACUUGAUCGGUUGGGAAAAAAAGUAUCAGUGAUUUCAUCGUAACAAAACUGUUUAUUGCUUUCCACUAUCACAACAUAACGUAACCAUUCUGUAUACUCAUAAACAGCAGCAACUAACUCGGGAUUAGAAGCAAGUUCAAUGAGGGCUGCUAACUGAAUGCACACACACACACAGGCAGAGAUGAUGUUUACUUAGCGUUUCUUGCUGGUAAGACUUGUUUAAUCUGAAGAAUAAUAAUCUACAAACUCUAAAAAGUGUCACACUCAUGUGUGAAGUGAAUAAUGAUAUGAGAUGAGAAUAAGAGAACAACAAAUAAUUACCACAACGCGCUUAUGAUUCAAUUCAGAUGGAUGAUAGAAAGCAGAAGUAGUAGUGAUAUAAAUGCGAAAAAAAAAAAACAAGCAAAAGGUACAGGAUUUUGGAAGGAAUUGGCAGUGAAUUCCUGCAGACUUUCCAACUCGAGUCAGCAGUAACACGUAACAAACGUAAUCAUUAAACUGAGUAACACGGCUGGAGAGAGAGGUAUGUGUAGAUGUAAUCACUCGCUAAAUGCGUCCGGAAAGGAGUUAAACUACUACGUGAGCUAAUCGAGGAAGAGAGGAAAUAUAUUUAAAAAGUCAUAUUUUAAAUCUUAAUUUGGUGCGUUUUCUUUUUGCCUCAUUUUGUUUGCACUCUUUUGCCCGAUUGACCCAAAACUAACAACUCUAACCCCAUUUUGCUUUUGUUCCAUAGUCUGGAGCGAAUAGGAACCUGGUGCAUCUUCUUGGCCUUCAAAAUGCACAAUUUUGAAGGUAUUAAGAUAACGCUCGCCAGGCAAAGCUGACAGGAUGUCGCCCCAUGCUUUCGUUGCCGCGCGUAUUCCUUCUUUUGGUUGUUCCAGAUAAGGAAGUGUAAUGCGUUGGUGGCAACAUUCAAACUGCUGCUAGGAUGCUAGGUGAGUACUAAUGCUUAUGCUACUCUAACAAAUCACUACGAAGUAAUGCUGCUAUUAAUUUUGUUUUUCAAUUCAUUCUUCAGAUGAAUGUGAUGUAAAUAGAGAGCUCUAGCGGAAGACAUAAGUAGAAUACUUCCAAUUGUAUAUAGAUACGGAAACCAUGAAUAAAGUCC
Messenger RNA from Toxorhynchites rutilus septentrionalis, 11523 nucleotides. RefSeq lists its product as uncharacterized. Gene Ontology annotation, cellular component: mitotic spindle. The record is from RefSeq and is a predicted model, not a curated record. Gene Ontology annotation, molecular function: protein binding. The transcript is spliced from 16 exons. The coding region runs from base 1963 to 9057 and encodes 2364 amino acids. Lineage: Eukaryota; Metazoa; Arthropoda; Insecta; Diptera; Culicidae. Gene Ontology annotation, biological process: mitotic spindle organization; regulation of mitotic cell cycle.